AGUCCUCACGCCCGGGGUCGGUGGGAACUGAUGGAGAGCUAGGCCCGGAGACAGCGGGGCCCAUCAAAAUGUCACCUUCUCAGGAGGCUGGAAGGCGGUGGCCCCUCACCUCUCCCCUGCAAAGUGGGACCUGCCCUGGAGGAAGGAACCAGACCAGAUGUUGGCUAAAUUUGUGGUUUUAAGAAAGCCUGAGGGCCAGAGGGCAGCCCUGGGAGAAGCCCUUCCCGGGGGCACUUGGAACCUUCUGGUCCAGAGGAGAAGGCAUCCCCUCACCUGGACUUAUGACCCGAGGCUUUGCUCCCAUUCUACCCACUGAGUUCCACAAGAUGGGCUCCUUCCGCAGGCCCAGGCCGCGCUUCAUGAGCUCCCCGGUGCUCAGCGAUCUGCCCCGAUUCCAAGCAGCCCGGCAGGCCCUGCAGCUGAGCUCCAACUCGGCCUGGAACAGUGUCCAGACUGCCGUGAUCAAUGUCUUCAAAGGGGGCGGCUUGCAAAGCAAUGAGCUCUAUGCACUGAAUGAAAACAUCAGGAGGCUGCUGAAGAGUGAGCUUGGAUCCUUCAUUACAGACUAUUUCCAGAACCAGCUUCUUGCAAAAGGCCUGUUGUUUGUGGAGGAGAAGAUUAAGCUGUGUGAAGGUGAAAAUCGCAUUGAGGUUCUGGCUGAAGUGUGGGACCACUUCUUCACUGAGACUCUCCCCACCCUGCAGGCAAUAUUUUAUCCAGUUCAGGGCCAGGAGCUGACCAUCCGCCAGAUCUCCCUGCUGGGCUUCCGCGACCUGGUCCUGCUGAAGGUGAAGCUGGGUGAUUUGCUGCUGCUGGCCCAGUCCCAGCCACCCUCAUCCAUUGUCCAGAUGUUGCUCAUCCUGCAGAGUGUUCAUGAGCCCACAGGCCCCAGUGAAGGUUAUUUGCAGCUGGAGGAACUGGUGAAGCAAGUGGUGUCUCCUUUCCUGGGCAUCAGUGAGGACCGCGGCGUCUCGGGUCCCACGUCCGUGUCGGCCAGACGCCACUCCAGGGUCCGGCCCAAGGUCGCGGUCCUGAGCUAUGCCUGCCCGACCCCCGCCCUCAGCCGGCCCUUGAAUGAGACGGCUCUGACCCCUCUGGCGGAGCAGGAGGGGGAAGCCUACCUGGAGAAGUGCGGCGGCGUCCGGCGGCACACGGUGGCCAAUGCCCACUCGGACAUCCAGCUGCUGGCGAUGGCCACCAUGAUGCACUCAGGCUUGGGUGAGGAGCCUGGCGGGGAGGACAAGGGCCUGCUCCUGCCGCCCAGCUUCUCGCCACCGCACCGGCAGUGCUCCAGUGAGCCCAACAUCACCGACAGCCCCGAUGCCCUGCAGCAGGGGGCCGCGGGCAGCCAGGGGGACUCCGAGCUGAACUGUGCUUCCCUUGGCUGAAUGCCCACCCCCGGGACCUCCCAGCCCCGGCCUGACCACCGGCGUGAGCACGGCUCCAUCCCCCGGGCAGGGGCAGGCGGGGCAGAGCUCCCCAAGGGGCUCCUCCUGGAGGCCUAGUCCAAGUGCCCCAGUUGUGGACCUCUCCGUUUUCGUGACUGUGACCCCCCUCUUGGCAGCCACGCAGACCCGACUGCCUGAUGCUCACUUUCUGCUUGCCUGACUCUGG
Odobenus rosmarus divergens (Pacific walrus) is the source of this 1614-nucleotide messenger RNA. RefSeq names its product proline rich 5 like (gene PRR5L). Gene Ontology annotation, cellular component: TORC2 complex. Lineage: Eukaryota; Metazoa; Chordata; Mammalia; Carnivora; Odobenidae. Bases 282 to 1388 code for a protein of 368 amino acids. The transcript has 9 exons. The record is from RefSeq and is a predicted model, not a curated record. Gene Ontology annotation, biological process: TORC2 signaling.